This is a messenger RNA of Henningerozyma blattae CBS 6284, 621 nucleotides long. RefSeq names its product Kei1p (gene KEI1). Gene Ontology annotation, biological process: inositol phosphoceramide metabolic process. The record is from RefSeq and is a predicted model, not a curated record. Gene Ontology annotation, molecular function: inositol phosphoceramide synthase regulator activity. Lineage: Eukaryota; Fungi; Ascomycota; Saccharomycetes; Saccharomycetales; Saccharomycetaceae. The coding region runs from base 1 to 621 and encodes 206 amino acids. The transcript has a single exon. Gene Ontology annotation, cellular component: Golgi membrane; inositol phosphoceramide synthase complex.
AUGACUCCUGAACGUUACCGUGCUGCUGUGAAACGGUUCAUCCUUCCCAAACGUUUCUGUGGUGUGGCACCUUUAUACCUGGGAGUCGAACUAGUACUAGGGAUCACCAUCUUUAACAAGUGCGGUGGUGCAUACGGUAUUCUAGCAUUAUUCAAUGGGCAUCCUCUAGAAUUUGCCCAGUGGGUGUUAUACACAUGGUCUAUUGUGUGUUUGGCCAUUUACGCACAAGGUUUGGCUAAAGUACAUCGCCCAACAUUGUACACUUUCUCACAAGUCUUUAUCUUCUUCAGCGUAGACACGUUGCUGACGUGUGCCUUCACUGUAUACUUUACACACGAAUGGUUUGCCGCCAACACCACAACACGUCCGCCAGCAGCUCAAGGUGCUAGUGACGCGUAUGAAUAUUCUGUAUCGCUUCUUGUCACAUUAGCUUCAUUGGUUUCUAGAUUAUAUUUCAACUUUAUUGUUGGGUCAUUUUUACAAGAGUUGUUCUUCCGUCCAGCAUAUACACUCGAUACAGAUGAGGUUGAAACAGAGCUCAGGCACUCUUCAUUAUUACGCCGUCUCUGGUUGCAAAAUCAACAUUAUUGUUACAUCCUGAGUAGGCGCAUACUUUCUUAG